AUGCAACUCGGUCUUUCAGAAGCUUUGCCAGCGUUGGUUACCAGGCGCUUUACUGCUGCCCGAGAUGCUGGUCAUCUUGUGUUCUCUCAAACCCACUUGUCCAUCAUCAAUGCUGCAGGAAUCUCAUACCAACUCCGCUACUGUCCGGCCCUCGCAAAGAAACCCACCAAUCUCAAACCAGACAAUGGGACUAAAUCGCCAAAGCCUGAUCCCUUCGAGAAUCCCUCCCCAGAUCUUCUGAUCGCCCAGUUCCCACCCGAGAAGCCCGUCUACAACCUCAUUCUCAACAAGUUCCCUGUCAUCCCGAAUCACUUCCUGCUUGUGACAAAGGACUGGCAGGCACAGACAGAUUUGCUCGAUAAGUCGGAUCUAGAAGCAACAUAUGAGUGCCUCAAAGCUUGGAAUACCAAUGAUGGAUCCAAGAGCCUCUUCGCGUUCUUCAACUCAGGCGACGACAGCGGUGCCAGUCAACCCCAUCGCCAUCUGCAAUUCCUUCCCGUGGAAGCUAUGCGCCAACCGGGCUCGGAUGCCUGGUACCCCCUGAUCGACCUCCUCCAACCCGCCUCUCCCUCCCCGUCACCCAAAUACCAACACCUGCCCGGCCUCCCCUUUGCCCAUUUCGCCCUCCCACUGCCGCCCAACCCCUCCGCGGACACCCUCCAUUCCAUCUACAUUACCCUAUAUAAAGCCGCAGCAGCCGCCACCCGCGGCCAUGCACCCGGGCAGGACACCGAGACGCUCCCCUCACAAGGACCUUCCUCGAUAAGCUACAAUCUCGCCAUGACCCGCUCAACCAUGCUGAUUUGCCCGCGGAGGCAAGAGACCGCCGUCAUCCCCAUAGACGCUGAAGCAGCAAAAGACAUUGCGGACCCCGGCGUUCUCUCGCUGAAUGGCACCAUCCUCGCCGCCACGUUGAUGGUCAAGGCCGAAGGCGAGUGGGACUCUUUGCGCGAGAAUCCAGACCACUUGGCGCAAGUCUUGGCUACUGUUGGCUAUCCCCGUACAGAUUCUCGAGGUCCCUCUCUAUGA
Molecule: messenger RNA, 1029 nt
Organism: Penicillium salamii
Lineage: Eukaryota; Fungi; Ascomycota; Eurotiomycetes; Eurotiales; Aspergillaceae
Source: the annotation of a GenBank genome assembly